Messenger RNA from Cygnus olor (mute swan), 2492 nucleotides. It is a transcript of the gene MSTN, whose product is annotated as myostatin. Gene Ontology annotation, cellular component: extracellular region. The transcript has 3 exons. Gene Ontology annotation, biological process: SMAD protein signal transduction. Bases 81 to 1208 code for a protein of 375 amino acids. Gene Ontology annotation, molecular function: growth factor activity; cytokine activity. Lineage: Eukaryota; Metazoa; Chordata; Aves; Anseriformes; Anatidae. The record is from RefSeq and is a predicted model, not a curated record.
AUCUGUUUAGUACUAAAAGAAAAAGGGAAAGGGGGAGGAAAAAAAAAAAAAAGGAAAAAAGCUGCGCUGAAUGUGAGAUCAUGCAAAAGCUAGCAAUCUAUGUUUAUAUUUACCUGUUCAUGCUGAUUUCAGUUGAUCCGGUGGCUCUUGAUGAUGGUAGUCAGCCCACAGAGAAUGCUGAAAAAGAUGGACUGUGCAAUGCUUGUACAUGGAGACAGAAUACAAAAUCUUCCAGAAUAGAAGCCAUAAAAAUUCAAAUCCUCAGCAAACUGCGCCUGGAACAAGCUCCUAACAUUAGCAGGGAUGUUAUUAAACAACUUUUACCCAAAGCUCCUCCACUACAGGAACUGAUUGAUCAAUAUGACGUCCAGAGAGACGACAGUAGCGAUGGCUCUUUGGAAGACGAUGACUAUCAUGCCACAACUGAAACGAUUAUCACAAUGCCUACAGAGUCUGAUUUUCUUGUACAAAUGGAGGGAAAACCAAAAUGUUGCUUCUUUAAGUUUAGCUCUAAAAUACAAUAUAACAAAGUAGUAAAGGCACAAUUGUGGAUAUACUUGAGGCAAGUCCAAAAACCUACAACAGUGUUUGUGCAGAUCCUGAGACUUAUUAAGCCCAUGAAAGACGGUACAAGAUAUACUGGAAUUCGAUCUUUGAAACUUGACAUGAACCCAGGCACUGGUAUUUGGCAGAGUAUUGAUGUGAAGACAGUGUUGCAAAAUUGGCUCAAACAGCCUGAAUCCAAUUUAGGCAUCGAAAUAAAAGCUUUUGAUGAGAAUGGACGAGAUCUUGCUGUAACUUUCCCAGGACCAGGUGAAGAUGGAUUGAAUCCAUUUUUAGAGGUCAGAGUUACAGACACACCGAAACGAUCCCGUAGAGAUUUUGGCCUCGACUGCGAUGAGCACUCGACAGAAUCCCGAUGUUGUCGCUACCCACUGACCGUGGAUUUUGAAGCUUUCGGAUGGGACUGGAUUAUCGCACCUAAAAGAUACAAAGCCAAUUACUGCUCUGGAGAAUGUGAAUUUGUAUUUCUACAGAAAUAUCCGCACACUCAUCUCGUACACCAAGCAAAUCCUAGAGGCUCGGCAGGCCCCUGCUGCACGCCCACCAAGAUGUCCCCCAUAAAUAUGUUGUAUUUCAAUGGAAAAGAACAAAUAAUAUAUGGAAAGAUACCAGCCAUGGUUGUAGAUCGUUGUGGUUGCUCAUGAGACUGUCGUGAGAUCCACCACUUCAUAAAUUGUGGAAGCUACCAAAAAAAGUUAUAUCCCCUCACCCAUCUUUGAAACUGUGAAGUUACGUGCGCUAGGCAUUGCCGACAUCAUAUGCUGUAUGAUAGCCUAUCAUACAGGCCAGAUUUAGAGCAACACAAGCUGCAGAAUGCGAACUAAAAGACAAUAGAGUUGCCUAAUGACUGGUUAUUAACCAGUGGAAAAAGAAAAUCUACAAUCAAAAUCACCGGAUUUAACCAAUGAGUUUCUUACAUUUUGAGGGAAUCAAUAUUCAGUCAUUCAGACACAAAUCCAUACGCAGGUUUCAACGUAUGUUUGUAAUCAAAAGCAAGCUCCUUCUCAUCUGCAAAUAGAAGGAGCAGGCUUUUAAAUCAAUUUCUUCACAGCUUCACUUGCUAUUGCAUUUACAGAAAAAUAUAUACCGGUAACAUAUACACCACUCCACAAUACCACCAGAAUCAUCCUUAAACACUUGAAUAUAUAGUGCAGAAUUGUGAAAUGCAUAAGACGAAAUUCCACGUAAAUGGACAAAUCCUGAAAUUAGGGAUGGUAGUGUAUUUAGCGUGUUUCCAUUCCUUUUUUUUCAUUAGUAUGAUAGUAAUCAAUGGCAAUGGUGCUACGUAAGCAGGCUGAGUAAAUAGAAAGAUAGUUAUCUAAGUGAAAGAAUUUAGAGUAAUAACGAAUUUGCCCUAUCCUCAGGUACACUAUUCAACAUUCGCAAGAAAUAGCUAUUUUUUAAAUGAAGGUGAAUAGUUUUCUAGAUGUAGUAAAACAAAAGGCAGCAGAGAAGUCUAACUUUCAAACCAUAAUCCCACAUCAUAAUCUGCCUUUGCAACAUUACCGUUUGCACUAUGAUAAACCAAUGCAAAUAGUUGGUUGCUACAGAUAUUGUUAAAAAACCACUUUGAUAUAACUGACUUGUGUAAUAUGUAUGCAUCAAUAUUUUGUAAAUAAAUGUUUAUUUUUUAAUCACUGUUGGUAUAUGUUCAUCACAAGAAAAGAAUGAUGUUAACCUGUACUUUAGUUUAAUAAACAAAAACCAAUAUUCUCUUCAUAAUAUAAUUUCCUGGUUUUUAACACUAAUAAUACAUAGGAACAAUGCAACAAAGCAAGCCAUAUGUUGGGAAUUAUACUACAUUUUAUAUGUUUUUUACAUUUGUAUGAGCCAUCUGUGGGUAAAUGGUGGGUGUUGACAUGUUUAUAAGGUUUCUUUGGAUUACUGUUUUUAUGGUCAGUUUGAUCCACAACUGAUUUUCCAUACUU